Molecule: messenger RNA, 1232 nt
Organism: Aspergillus wentii DTO 134E9
Lineage: Eukaryota; Fungi; Ascomycota; Eurotiomycetes; Eurotiales; Aspergillaceae
Exons: 1
Coding region: 127-1074 (315 amino acids)
Source: RefSeq, a predicted model, not a curated record
AUUCUCAGCACAACACGUGCUAUUUCAUCUUCAAUCUCUUCGACUAAUCUGAUGACAGCCCUUAAGCCAUCCUAUCAAGUCUAAACAACUGGUCUUGCCAGGCCUUAUUUCCGUUUGUUUACAAUCAUGCCAUCUCUCUUCGAUCUUCCUCUCCCUAUUCGAGAGGAGAUUUACCGCUGUGCUCUCGUCAUGGACCGUGUUUUCAUCCGACCUUUUAUCUCAAUGGAAUAUGUCACGGAUCCCAAUCGAACAGAGAAACAUGGAAUCCCUACGUUGACCCUUCUCCGUGCGUCUAAGCAAGUAUAUCAGGAGGCUAUGCCCAUAUACUUGAGCGAAAACACCUUCUCUGUCGUCCAAGUCGACAUUCUCGUUGCAGCUCGUGCAGAGUAUCCGCGCGUCUUUGAAAACUUGAAGAUGAUCCGCAACUUGGAGAUUGUAUUCGACUGCCGUGACUACAUCUACAUGGCAGAAUAUCUUGGGGGAGUAUUGCCCAGGGUCUCGACAGAAGUGGCCGUCGAAGACGAGUCAGAAUCGAAAGAGAAGACCAUCUGCAGCUUGCAGGAAAUGCAUGCUCAUCUCAACGUCCCGGGUUUGCGACAGCCCUAUUCCAGUGACACUGAGGAUGAUGAGGAUGAGGAUGACGAAGAUUCUAUUUGGUACGAAUAUCACAACCGCCACAUCGAAAAUAUGAAAGAGUAUCUCUGGGGUCGCACCAUGACGUUUGUUCGACAAGCAUUCAAACUAACCAACCUCUACGUUGACCUCCACCACUGCACCUGUGUUAACGGUUGCUGUCGUCUGGCUACAGAGGUGAUGGAUUGGGGCAGUAUCCAUGUCUGGUUGCAUGGAGUGCCGAAGCAGAUCCAUUUUCGGGGCACUUCGGUCCAGGAGAAGGAAGCUAUAUCUGCGAUAAUUGACCGGCAGCACUUUCAUCGGGCGCUGAAUUUGGGGCAAAUUUACGACCAACACGAAGUGAGGGAUGACCGGGAAGCUGCUGCCCGCUACGAUGAGAUAUUCAAGAAUGUUUACGAGAGGCUUGUAGAAGAAAACGAAGAGCUGCGAGCAAGUAGCUAAGGCGAAGGUGCGGAAGAAUAGCAUCAAAUGGAUGCCCGGUCAUAUGGCUCGAUAAUUGGGUUCCCUGGACGAAUGUGGAUUAUCAAUGUAAUAAAGUGACGAUUUGUGGUUACACUUGAAAUUGAAAAUGCAUUUGCAAUCGCAUCGAGGAAAAAAUA